AUGCUCAAUCAGUUGAAAGCCAGUAUAGCUUCCGCAAAGGAAUUCGCCCUUUUCCUCAAGAAACGUUCCUCCAUCGAAGAAUCCCACGCUACCUCCCUCAAGAAGCUCGCGCGCCUGAGCCACGACGUCAUGUCCCAACCAGACCACAGGCAGGGAACCUUUGCCCAGUCCUACGCCGAGAUGAUGUACAUCCACGAGCGGAUGGCCGAGAACGGCAUGCAAUUCGCCGCCUCCCUGCACGCCAUGCACGACGACCUGAUGGAACUGGCCGCCGUCGCCGAGCGGAGCAGGAAAGGGUGGAAGGCCAACGGCCUCGCCCCCGAGCAGCGCGUCGCCGACCUCGAGGCCGUGCUGCGCAAGGCCAAGACCAAAUACGACUCCCUGGCCGAGGAGUACGACCGGGUCCGUACCGGAGACACCAGCCGCCAGGGCGGAAAGAUGUUCAGCCUGAAGUCCAAAUCCGGUCCGGCCCUCGAGGAGGAUCUACUGCGAAAAGUACAGGGCGCCGACCAGGAUUAUCACGGAAAGGUCCAGCAUCUCCAGGCCGAGCGGUCUGAGCUCAUCACCCGGACGAGACCCGAGGCCAUCAAGGCUCUCCAGGAGUUGGUUAAGGAGACGGAUUCUGGAGUGACGCUGCAGCUCCAAAAGUUCGGUAUAGGUCCCCGUUCCCCGUUCCCCGUUCCCCUCCGGAUGGUCCUCUCAGACUUGCUAAUAAUCUACACAGCUUCGUUCAGUGAGAAGCUGCUCCUCAGCAACGGUUUGACCAUCAGCCCGAUCAGGGGCAAGAGUGGAGAGCCGCCUGCCACCCGCAGCUUGCGGGACGCUGCACUCGCUGUUAACAACGAGAGGGAUCUGAACGACUUCGUCGCGAGCCACCACACCAGGCUUCCCCCUAAACAGGGAGAGCUCAAGUAUGAGCGGCACCCGGUCCUUUCACAGCCACAGCCAGCACCCCUGGGUCAGCAGCAACCUUACAGUCAGCAGCCCCCCCAGAUGGCUCAACAUUCGCAAAUGUCGCCCAGGGGGGGACCGCCCCGUGGCCAAUUUCCUGUACAGCCUGGGGGUCAGGGACAAGGUCCACCACAGCAGAUGCCCCCUCCUAACCGAUCUAGCACGUUCCAGAAUCCCAUGGGCGGACCUCAGGGUGGCCCUCCCGGCGGGCCAUAUGGCGGACCUCAUGGCGGACCCCAUGGCGGCUUUCCCCAGGGUGGUCCUCCUCAGGGCCAAGGAUUCCAACCCCCCGGUCCAAUGCCGCCUCCGGGCCCCCACCCUGCGCACCAGAACUACCCGCCGUCUUCCCCCCACAGCAGGAGCGUCAGCUACGGCAACAGCAUGCCCCCGGCAGGGGAUCCCUCUCUCCGUCGGCAGCAGGGGCCGCCGUCUCGCAACUCUGCUCUCCCGUCGGCCACGUACUCAAACUCGGCGAGCUCCCAAGGACCCCCGCAACUCGGGGCGCUUCCUUUCCAGCAGGCCCCAUCCCCACAGUCGACACAAGGUCCGCCGCCUCCCCUCGCCCAACCCCAACCCCAACCCCAACCCCAACCCCCACAUCCGCAGCAGGCCCAGGGACCACCGUCCCAAGGACAGUACCAGGCGUGGCAGGGAGGAGCCAAUCCUUUGCAGCAGCACCCCCCAGCGGGAUCGCCUAGGCCGGCACAAGCCCCGGUCGUUCCGGCCGGUGCCGGGUCUCAGGCGUCACCGCAAGCGCAGCAGAGCCGUCCGUCGCCGCCUCCCUCGGGCUCGCCGGUACCCUCUAGGCCAGUGUUCGGCAUGCCCCUAAAUAAGCUGUACGAGCGCGACGGGUUGGCCGUGCCCAUGGUGGUCUAUCAGUGCAUCCAGGCCGUCGACCUGUUCGGCCUCGGCCUCGAGGGCAUCUAUCGCCAGUCCGGGUCCAUGAACCACAUCAACAAGCUCAAGAACAUGUUCGACACCGAUUCGAGCAAUCCCGCCCUCGACUUUAGGAAUCCGGAGAACUUCUACCACGAUGUCAACAGCGUUACGGGCCUGUUGAAGCAGUUUUUCCGCGAUCUCCCCGACCCUCUGCUCACAUUGGAGCAACAUGCCGCCUUGAUCGAGGCAGCCAAACACGAAGAUGACAUUGUGCGCCGCGACUCGCUACACGCCAUCAUCAACGGCCUCCCCGAUCCCAACUACGCCACCAUGCGUGCCCUGACCCUGCACCUCCACAGGGUCAUGGACAAUUCGCACAUCAACCGCAUGAACAGCCAUAACCUGGCAGUGAUCCUCGGCCCCACACUCAUGGGAAGCGAUCCGAGCACGAGCAUUGCCGACGCCGGCUGGCAGAUCAAGGCCAUCGACACCAUUCUACAGAACACCUUCCAGAUUUUCGACGACGACUAG
Messenger RNA from Sodiomyces alkalinus F11, 2361 nucleotides. RefSeq names its product RhoGAP-domain-containing protein. The record is from RefSeq and is a predicted model, not a curated record. Gene Ontology annotation, biological process: signal transduction; regulation of GTPase activity. The transcript is spliced from 3 exons. The coding region runs from base 1 to 2361 and encodes 786 amino acids. Gene Ontology annotation, cellular component: cytoplasm. Lineage: Eukaryota; Fungi; Ascomycota; Sordariomycetes; Glomerellales; Plectosphaerellaceae.